GGAUGGCAGAGUUCAAAAGGAGAUGAGAAGCGCAGAGUGGAGGAGGUUUGUGCGCGGAACCUGAGAGCUUGAGAGCAGCAGGACUCUUUUUUUCCCCCUGCACACUUGGAUCGGAGCUGACAAUGAAGAUGAGCAUGGAAUGCAGAUGGAUUGGUCAAGACAAGCUUCCACUAUAGGGCUUCCAGUCUGGAGUUCCAGCUGAGACCAACAUGUCCGAUGGAGUUCUCUGCGAGCUGCUGACAUGAACGCACAGGCCACUGACAUGUGGAAGUGCUCGCCUUCAGGAGAAAUCUGAGAUCUGGAUGAGGCAGCAAGCAUGGCAAGAGCUUUUCACUGAAGGAGACAAACAUGGUCCUGUUAUGGUGUGGCAUCAGACCACAUUUGGCCUCUUAACCUGUUUGUAGCCCCCAUCUGACCCUACCCCAUGUCACAUCCUUCCCUGAAUUAUGGAAAUUUUGUGGAAGACGCUGACUUGGACAUUGAGCCUGGUGGUGAUGGCUGCUUCUGAAUUUCAAAACGUCAAGAGACUUUCGCACAAAUCUCAAGAGGAGUUCCUGUCCUACCUGCAGCACUACCAGCUGACUGUCCCGGUCCGGGUGGAUGAGAAUGGAGAGUUCCUGAGCUACACUGUGAAGCACCAACGGCCGGGCCGGCGGAGGCGUGGGGUGGCAGACCCCAUCAUGGGGCCACGGCCUGCACUGGACCCUCCAGAAUCCCAGCUGUUCUACAGACUGUCAGCUUACGGAAAGCACUUUCAUUUAAACCUGACACUCAACCCCCACCUGGUGUCGAAACAUUUCACCGUGGAGUACUGGGGCAAAGAGGGACCCGAGUGGCGUCACAGCACGGUAGAUAACUGUCACUAUGUCGGAUUCCUGCAAAAUCAGCAUAGCACGACCAGAGUGGCGCUCAGCAACUGCAAGGGCCUGCAUGGCGUUAUAACAACAGAGGGAGAACAGUAUUUAAUAGAGCCUUUAAAGAACGUAUCCUCCACCGCCUCCGGUGAAUGGAACAUGGAAGAAGCACAGCAGCAUGUUAUUUAUAAAAUGUCUGCCAUUCCCUCACCACAAGAGCAUAGCCAGGAGUCCAGCUGUGGCAUUUCAGACCUCAUUAAAAGCAAUGCACCUUGCCAGUUUAGCACACCCUCCCCUGUCCACUUGUCCCCCAUCCCUCAAAACGACAGCGAGCAGCUGAACAGCACCCACAGACAGCGGCGGUCCAUCAGCUCUGAGCGCUUUGUGGAGACGCUUGUGGUUGCUGAUAAAAUGAUGGUUGGCUACCACGGUCGCAAAGACAUCGAGCACUACAUCCUGUCCGUGAUGAAUAUUGUUGCCAAACUUUACCGUGAUGCCAGUCUUGGAAAUGUUGUGAACAUCAUUGUGACCCGGCUGAUUGUUCUCACCGAAGAUCAGCCCAACCUUGAAAUUAAUCAUCAUGCUGACAAGUCUCUGGACAGUUUCUGUAAAUGGCAGAAGUCCAUCCUGUCUCAUCACAGCGGUGGAAACAGCAUUCCGGAGAAUGGGAUGGCUCAUCAUGACAACGCCGUCCUAAUCACCCGUUACGACAUCUGCACCUACAAGAACAAGCCCUGUGGUACAUUAGGCUUGGCCUCCGUGGCUGGAAUGUGUGAGCCGGAAAGAAGCUGCAGCAUCAAUGAAGACAUUGGCCUCGGCUCUGCUUUCACCAUUGCACACGAGAUAGGCCACAAUUUUGGGAUGAACCACGACGGGAUCGGGAAUUCCUGCGGCACCAAAGGCCACGAGACAGCCAAACUGAUGGCCGCUCAUAUAACAGCCAACACCAACCCUUUCUCCUGGUCCGCCUGCAGCAAAGACUACAUCACCAGCUUUCUGGACUCAGGUCGGGGAACCUGUCUGGACAACGAACCUCUGAAACGAGACUUCCUGUACCCGACGAUGGCUCCGGGGCAGGUGUACGACGCCGACGAGCAGUGUCGCUUCCAGUACGGCACCUCCUCGCGCCAGUGCAAGUAUGGGGAAGUGUGUAGAGAGCUCUGGUGCCUUAGCAAAAGCAACCGCUGUGUAACGAACAGUAUCCCAGCCGCAGAGGGGACUCUGUGCCAGACGGGAAGCAUCGAGAAAGGGUGGUGCUACCAGGGGGAGUGUGUUGCGUUCGGCACCUGGCCUCAGAGCUUGGACGGAGGCUGGGGGCCGUGGUCGUUGUGGGGGGAGUGCAGCAGGACCUGUGGGGGCGGAGUGUCCUCCUCCAUGAGGCGCUGUGACAGCCCAGCCCCAUCUGGAGGAGGGAAGUACUGUCUCGGUGAGAGAAAACGAUACAGAUCCUGUAACACCGAUCCAUGUCCUGCAGGAUCCCGAGAUUUCCGAGAAAAGCAGUGUGCUGACUUUGACAACAUGCCUUUCCGGGGGAAGUACUACAACUGGAAACCUUACACUGGUGGUGGUGUGAAGCCCUGUGCACUGAACUGCUUGGCAGAGGGCUAUAACUUCUACACAGAGCGAUCCCCUGCAGUUAUAGACGGCACCCGAUGUCAGGCUGACACUCUUGACAUUUGCAUCAACGGAGAGUGUAAGCACGUGGGCUGUGACAACAUCUUGGCCUCUGAUGCCAAAGAAGAUCGAUGUCGGGUGUGCGGCGGGGACGGCAGCACCUGCGAGGCCACGGAGGGACUUUUCAACGAUUCUCUACCCAGAGGAGGUUACAUGGAGGUGGUUCACAUCCCAAAAGGAUCAGUCCACAUUGACAUCAGAGAAGUUACAGUGUCAAAGAAUUAUAUUGCCUUGAAAUCCGAAUCCGAUGAUUAUUAUAUCAACGGAGCGUGGACUAUCGACUGGCCUCGGAAGUUUGAGAUCGCGGGGACGACUUUCCACUACAAGAGACCCACUGAUGAACCGGAGUCUUUGGAGGCACUGGGAGCGACCACGGAAAACCUCGUCGUCAUGGUCCUUCUUCAGGAACAGAACCUGGGAAUACGCUACAGGUUCAACGUGCCCAUCCAGCGCACGGGGAGCGGUGACAACGAGGUGGGCUUCUCCUGGCACCACCUGCCCUGGUCUGAAUGCUCAGCAACCUGUGCUGGAGGUUCCCAGAAGCAGGAGGUGGUGUGUAAGAGGCUGGACGACAACUCGGUGGUGCAGAACAACUACUGUGAUCUGGACACCAAACCCCCCGAGAACCAGAGAGACUGCAACACUGAGCCCUGUCCUCCAGAGUGGUUUAUAGGUGACUGGUCAGAGUGUGGGAAGACAUGUGAUGGCGGGACAAGGACAAGAAGCGUUCUGUGUACCAGGAAGAUUGGCCCUGCUGAAGAGGAGACGCUGAAGGACACCUACUGUCUGACUCACCGGCCCAUCGAGAGAGAAUCCUGCAACAACCAGUCCUGUCCGCCAAAGUGGGUCACACUGGAAUGGUCUGAGUGCACUCCUAAAUGUGGUCCGGGUUUCAAGCACCGCAUCGCAUUGUGUAAGAGCAGUGACCUGACCAAAACCUUCCCGCCCUCCCACUGCCCGAGCCAUAACAAACCUCCGGUCCGAAUCCGCUGCAGUUUAGGACGCUGUCCUCCUCCUCGCUGGAUCCCUGGUGACUGGGGACAGUGUUCAGCGCAGUGCGGCCUGGGCCAGCAGAUGAGGACCGUGACGUGUCUGUCCUACACCGGACAGCCGUCCAAUGAGUGCGCAGAAUCCCUCCGCCCCGCCAUGAUGCAGCAGUGUGAGAGCAAAUGUGACGCCACACCAAUCUCCCAUGGCGAUGAAUGCAAAGAUGUAAACAAAGUGGCUUACUGCCCGCUGGUUCUGAAGUUCAAGUUCUGCAGCCGGGCUUACUUCCGACAGAUCUGCUGCAAGACUUGCCAGGGGCACUGACCCUCGGAGCGUGAGAGCCAGACACAGUGGGAAAAGAGCAAAAGACGACUACAAAGGCAAAGAAGAUGGAGGAAUAUGGCACUAAGCGGGUAAGAAGAGGAAAAUACAGCAGGCUGUAGAAACAGCCCUACGGGAAAGCUUGAGGGGAGAGUCGCAAGGAUUUCCCCGUUUAUCUCACCUGGUCCUCCUGCCCUCCAUCAUAGUGGAAUUUAAACCACUGCUCAGCCCAUACCGCUGACACAAACAUUUCUUUCUUUUUUUUAAUUUUCACUUCUGUGAAGUGGAACUUGGAAGAUAAUUUGUUGGUGAUGUUAUUUUUAUUAUAAUAAUAAUAAUUGUUAUCGUUGUUGGUCAUCCUCCAUGUUUGUUGUGUUUUGAAUCCAAAGUGCUGGACACAUCGCUCACAGAGGAUGUAGCCUCCCCCCACCCCCACAUUUGGCUUUGGUGCACUUUUUAAUGUAAAUACUUUGCAUUUGCAACAGUCAAACAUGACAGAGAAAUCCCAUCGGUGUACUGUAUAUUUAUUGUACAAUUUCAAACAGCAGAAAUAUUGUCCUCUGAUGUUCUCGUUAGAUGGUAGCCUACUGUCACGGAAGGAGGAAUUUAACGUGAUCAAACUCACUUGGACUUCAACGACUGUGCUGGAAUGAAAUUACUACAUACUGUUACAUAUGUCAGACCCUUUUAUACUGUAAGGAUCGGUGUAUUAUAUAUCUUCAUCUAGGACCAGAAAAUCCAACGUGGCUAUGAAAGAACAGGUUGGGGUUUUUUUUUCUCUCCCCAGAUGGGUGCCUUAGUUCCUCGCAGUAAAAUAAAAGUUCCCCUCGGUAUUGGUCAUCAAUUCAAAGUAUGUUAUCAGCAAUGUGCCUGGGCCAGAUGAAGCAUCGCCACCAAGCUGGCCAUUACUGAACUUCCCAUCCAGGAGCUGUGGCUCACAAGUGAAGGAUUCCUUGUGAAGGAGCGUUUUCAUAUGAAGCAGCCUGUUCAUUAGAAUCACAGCACAGUCACUAUUUCUUACUCAUUUCAUACUGGAUGAUUGUUUCAUCACAUGCUGGUUCAAUGUCACGCUUGUACGUACAUCCCUCAGCACAGUUAAAGGAAUGGGUCAACAUUUGGGGAAAUAACAUUUUGCCUUUUUUACGAGAAUUACAUGGCAAUAUAAGUAUGAAAGCCAGAGAUGCUUAAAUAAGCUUAGCUUAAAGAAUGGAAUUCUAGAAAAAACUAACUCUGCUGCAUCUGAGGAUACGAACAUCCCAAGAGAACUAGCAAUAAAACUACCUGUGAGCCUGAAGUGCAAGAAAAAAAAAGUCAGUUCUGUUUAUGAGUUCAACACUAAAUAUCGAGCCAGAAGGUUAGCUUAGCUUAGCAUCUGUGUCUAACAAUAAUAGACACACAUACUGUGAAAGUUAACUGGAAAACUAGUGGUAAUAAUUAAACAGUCAGCUUUGUUGAACAGUUCUGCUCAACACAAAACCGAAACCUUCAAAUCUGAAAGCUUAGCUUAGCAUAAAGACUGGAGGUGGCAGAGAAACGGGCAGCAUCAUUGCUUCAGAGAAUACCAAUAAUGAAGGCACCGCUAGAGCACCAUUAUCUCACAGGAUAAGAACAAGGUUUGAAUCCUGGCUGGUUUAAAUGUUCUACAUCUGUUCUGGGCAUUCCUCCCACGGUCCAAUGGACACGUUAGAUCAACUGGGAAUUCUUUCUUUAGGAGUGAGACAUUUACUAAUAAUCAUUUCACCAAUUAAAUACCAAAUGUAUUUUUAGUAUUCCUUUCCCGAUGUUAUAUUUGCUCAGAUGCACUGGGACCAGACAAUUACUGCCGGAGUAAGUGUGACUGGAGGACCAGGGAGGUUCUCUGCAAACUACAUGAUCGAUCAAAAUUAGGACUAGGACCUCUGCCAUAUCGCAAAGCUUGGUCUUCAUUGUCAGUCCAUUACUUCAUGUGUUGUGAGUUUUUAACAUUAAGGGCUGUUGUUUAGAUACAAUCUUGUUUAUCCCGUCACCAUAGUGCAAUCUUGGACUGUCUGUGGAAAUCACAGUAGGGUUACUUCACUGGUGGUUUAUUGAGUAAUCUGAGGUGGCGGCUAACGCUCUGCCUGGCUCACGCCUGUGGUAUUUACGCAAAAAAGAAAAGCUACAUCUCUGUUCAGUCUGGUCAAAGUUGCAUCAACUAUCUGCAUGUCACACCUUAGCAAAUAUAAGCUGAUUAAUGAUGUCUAGUGACGUUAUGGAGGUUUUGUGUUGGACGUUUACGUGGCCAUGUUUAAUUAUGGCACACUCAUUACUUGAGUGUCAUGGAAACAACCCCACCUAUCCAUUCUUGCUUAUUGGAGCUCAGCUCAUAGGGCCUCCAGACCUCCCUCUCUCCUUCCACUUCCUCCAGCUCUUCUGGAUGAAUACCGAGCUGAUGCCAAGGGAUAUAUUCUCUCAGGGACAUAUCUAGAUCGGCUUUGGGUCCUUCUCCUGGUUGGAGAUUCCCAAAAUGUGUCCCCUCAUCCUUACCUGAUGCCCAAGUGAGCUCAACCAGCUCUUCUCGAUGGGGAGGUGUGGCAACUCUACUAUAAUUCCUCCUAGAUGGCUCAACUUCUCCAGCCACCCUGUAGAGGAAGCUCAUUUUAGCCGAUUGCAUCCAUGACUAGGGGUGGGUAUUGGGAAGGACCUCACGAUACGAUACGCAUCACGAUACUUGAGCCACGAUACGAUACGCAUUGCGAUAUCCCGAUUAUGCGAUAUCCCGAUUAUUAUAU
Molecule: messenger RNA, 6586 nt
Organism: Cololabis saira (Pacific saury)
Lineage: Eukaryota; Metazoa; Chordata; Actinopteri; Beloniformes; Belonidae
Gene: adamts6
Product: ADAM metallopeptidase with thrombospondin type 1 motif, 6
Exons: 25
Coding region: 447-3839 (1130 amino acids)
Biological process (GO): proteolysis; extracellular matrix organization
Cellular component (GO): extracellular matrix
Molecular function (GO): metalloendopeptidase activity
Source: RefSeq, a predicted model, not a curated record